ACCAGACACAACCGGAAGUUAUUUUAUACGAUGUCGGAAAAUAGCAUUCAACAAACUUCUUUAUUGCAAGUAAAACAUUCCUCUGUAGUUUCGAGAAGGAAAUACAAACCACCUUUGCCGCCGCGACCAACCCUUAAAUCUAUGCAAUCCAAAUCGUUUCCGGAAAAUCAAUUGCUUCCUUCCUUAGUUGUGGCUAAAUGCACAGCGUCUGAUAGAGUCUCUGGCUUGCAACCAACAUUGUUGUCCGCAGCGACUCAGCAAAGUUUACAACCUUCAAUAAAACCUGUAUCAUUUUCAAACAUUAAAUUGAAGAAAUCGCCUCAAUCAUCAACAGACGAAAAAACAUCGCCAGCGUCAAAAAUUAAACCGCCAAUACCUCCAAAACCGCCACAAAUCCAAACAUUAUUUGAAGCUUCUUCAUUAUCACUAAAGAAAAAAAAAAUUUCAUAUAUACCUCCAAGAUUGUCUCCUGCCACACUGCCAAAUGAACUACCUUCUUCGCCUCAGAUGCAAGCUUAUCAGAUCGAUAGGACGCAUGCCUGUGGAAAUCUACAUCAAACUGAAGACAUUAUAAAAGCAGAAGGUACAAUCCCUGUUUCUAAUGCUCAAUCUAAUAUUAACAACUCUACCUGUCUGACUUCAACAAUUACAACAACAAGCAUCAACUUUUCAAUUGCUGAGAACGUGAAAAGCCUAUGUUCUUCUUCAAUUCAUGGCUCAAUCUGUAAUUUGCAAACAAUGCAAAAAGAAAAUGCGAAAAUAACAUGUACUAUAGAUCCCGUUGGAGUAGUGCAUAUAGGAAUUGGAGGGACUUUGAAAAUAACAGGAAGUGUAAACAUCGUAUCUGCAGCAAUAAAGUGGUUGAAAAGAAAAGAAUCAACAGAAAAUACACUUAAAACGACUGAUUUGAAGUACUUUAAAAGCUCAACUGACAGUCAACUCCCAACUCUGGUUAUAAAUGACAUAACUUUAAAUGAUGAGGGUGAAUAUAAGUUGUCAUGUGAAAGUAAAGGAAUAAUAACAAUGAGUCCAACCCUUAAACUGCGUGUCCUAGGAGAAGAAAAUCCUACAAACUGCAGUAUUGAAGAAAACAAUUUUAUACGUUUCCUUAUGCUUGUACAUCUCGGAACAGUUGCAAUGCGAGUGUUUUUUGAUUCAGUUAUUUCACCAAGUCUUCUUCAAACACACUUGAAAACACAUGAAAAUGCCCUAAAAAGCAAUAAAAGAAUCAAUUGCAGUAUAAGUCAAUUGGAUAUUCUUUAUCCUGCCCCACCAAAGACGUCUUCAUCUGCGGAUUUUGAUGCAUCCCUAAUAUACAAACUUCUACGGAACACUUGUAACAAGAAACAUUUUUUGCCACCAACAAACGGUUGGGGCGCAGAGCCAUCAUCCAAUGACAUAAGAAAAACAGACGAUAUCGAAAGAAUACGAUUACACAGAAAUAUGUUAUGUCAUGAUUCAAAACCAGAACUUGACUCCACUACUUUCUACAACAAAUGGACAGAUUUAUCAAAUGCAUUGAUCCGAUUGAGCAACGGAUGUUUGAAGACAGAUGUAGAGGAACUUAGGUCCAAAAGAUUCGAGACAUAUGACAAACAUCAAAUUCUUACAGAAUUAGAUUUUUUAAAGAAACAGUUAGCAGAAUUAGAAGACGCUGCAACCAGAGCACAUAUCCCAAAGCAUAUUAAAGAACAACACAUACGCCAGAUAGACAACUGGAAAGAAGAUGACCUUGUGUUCAAAGAAACGAGAGGGUUUAGAAAGGUAUUUGAGGUUUGUAGAUCAACGUCUGUCAUCACUAUAGUGGGAUGUCCAGCAUCAGGCAAAACAUCAAUAGCAAGACGAAUUGCAAUGAUACUAGAAUGCGAAGGCUGGGAAAUUGUUCCACUCCUUGAUAUGAAAGAUAUGAUCGAAUUUAGUACUGUUGAUUCCAUGCAGGUGUUUGUUUGUGAUGACCCUUUUGGUAUUUUUAGCUUUGAUAAGUCGAAAUUAAACACAAUUACGAAGAUCAAAGAGGUAUAUAAAGUUUUCAAAAAUAAAAAAAUUAUAUGCACCAUUAGGAAAUCUAUAUACAAAGAAUGUAGUUCAUUGCAAUCAAUUUUGUUUGAGAAUGUUAUUGAUAUUGACAGUGAGGAUUUAAAACUUAAUUGUGUUGAAAUGACUGAAAUUAUUGCAAGCCAUUGCACGAAAAUGGGUGUUAAAUCCUGUCAAUAUCAGCAUUUGCGUUUCGAAAGAGAUAUCGCAAUGUUUCCUCUGCUUUGUAAGCUUUUUGCUAUGGAGAGGCAAUAUCAAAAGUUUGGUGUAAAAUUCUUUGAAUGUCCAUAUAUACAUCUCCGGGAACAAUUUGAGCAUAUGAGGGUUUAUAACAACCUACAGUUUGCUGGUCUUGUGCUCUGCGUAAUUUACAACAAUAUGUUAACAGAAGAAGUACUAAAUAAAAGAGAAAAUAUCGAGGAGUUUCUAGAUUUAUGUGGAGUAAACAGAAAUACAUCUAAAAAAGUUUUGAAAACUACCUUACAAGCCAUGGUGGACACAUAUGUCUGUCAAACAGGAACAACUUUUUCUCUUAUUCAUGAUUCCGUUUUUGAGGUCGUAGCAAACAUGUUUGGCCAAAAGUUCCCUGAUGAAAUAUUGAAGCAUUUAAGUAGCAGUUUUAUUAAAUCACAUACGAUCAUUGCUGACGCAAUUGAGGGACAUGAUUUUUCAAAUGAUCCAUUCAUUAUCAUAGAAAGGAAGUUUUACACGAAUCUAGCAAAGAGAUUAAUUGAAGAUAUAGGAUCAUUUCAGUUAUUUGAUGUGUUUCAGAAUAAUUGCUUGAAAAGGUCAGCUUUUUCUGAUGUUUUCCUCAAAUGCUUAGAUGAACUACCAGACACUGAAAUGGAGCAUUUAUUUCUACAUGAAAAUUGCAAUAUACCUAAUAUAUUGGGUGCUGGUUUUUCUAAUUUGUGUUCAAACAAAUGGACAUCUCUUGAAUAUGAUCUAUAUCUUCUCCUUAUUGAUAUGCGUUGUGACAAUGCGAAAUCAGGAGAGACAUAUAAUGUUAAGGCCAUUAAUUGGGUGAUUACAUACGGACAUACAAAACUUUUAAACUAUAUCGCUAGUCGCCUUAUGCAUUACCUUGACAAUAAAAUCUUCACAGAAGAUAUCCACGAGCAAUGCAGACACCUGGUACUAGGAGUGUACAGUAAUAACCCUGAAAUGAUUCGAGCUGUAUUAAAGAUAAUCAAACCGGAGGCUAUUAACGCUUGUCCAGCGGGUAAUGCAAAUAGAUGGAACGAACACAGGUGUUUCACACCUUUGACAGCAGCCUCCUGUGCAGGGUAUAUAGCAGUCAUAAAAGUUCUUAUUGAACAUGGAGCAGACGUCAAUAUUGCGGAUGAAAAUGGACGCACGCCUUUAUCAAUAGCAAUUGAAAAAUCUUCGUUAGAGGUUGUUAAAUGUUUGGUUGAAAAUAGCGCAAAUGUAAAUGAACAAAUUAAUAGCUUUAAAGGAAAUGCGUUACUAUGUGCGGUUGGGAUGGAAGAUUUCGAAAUGGCAAAAUAUUUGCUGAGUGUAAAGGCUGAUCCGAACAUAUUAAACGAAGACGGGAAUUCUCCUCUGCACCGUGCAACAGAAAGAGGACUGAAAGACAUCGUUCAGCUUCUUUUGGAUUACAAUGCUGACAUCAAUCUUGCAACAUCAGAGUCGAUGUCUGCUUUGCAUUUAGCUACACGUUUAGGCAAUGCAGAGAUCGUUCAGCUCCUUUUGGAUUGCAAUGCUGACAUCAAUCUUGCAACAUCAGAGUCGAUGUCUGCUUUGCAUUUAGCUACUCGUUUAGGCAAUGCAGAGAUAACAAAUAUUUUACUAAGAAAGGGAGCCAAUACUAACUUGAAAAACGGAGACAACGAAACUCCUUUGCAUUUUGCUGCUUGUCAAGGAAACAUGGCUAUUGUAAAAUUUUUGAUAAAUGCUGAAUGUGAAAUCGAUGCCACAAAUAUCUUGGAGGAAACACCUCUUCUUGUAGCUUUAAAAUGCGGACAUUACCAGAUUGGCAAGCUUUUAACUGAAAUUGGAGCAAAUUUAAAUAUAUGUGAUUAUAAGAGCGAUACUCCCCUAUCCAUUGCUUUUUAUGGGAAAAAUGGCAAAUUUGCAAAUAUUAAAGCUAAGUAUUCUAAGAUAAACAAGCAACAGAAAAAUAAAACGGCAUUUCAGAAUAAAGAUGUCAACAUUGUAUUCGAUUUGAUCGAGUAUGGGGCCGAUGUGAAUUUCCGUGAUUGCUGUAACGGAACAGUUUUACUGCAUGCGUCAAUACAAAACAACAAUAGACUUGCCAUGCUGCUUUUACAGAAAAAUGCGGACGUGAAUUAUUGUGAUGUUGAGGGUAACUCGCCACUGUUAUUUGCUGUAAUAAAUGAAAAUGCUGACUUAGUUAAACUACUUCUACAAUUUGGAGCCGAUACAAAUUUGUACAAUAAAAAAUUUCAAUCUCCUUUAUCUAUCUCUAUAAUUAAAAAAUUCGAUGAUAUGUUAGAAGAACUUAUUUAUAGUGGUGGUGAUGUCAAUUUUUGUGACAAUGAUGGAAACAGCCUUUUACAUCAAGCUACUCUAAUGGGCGCUUUGUCUGUUGUUCACAUCCUCAUUAGCAACAAGGCAAAUACCAAUAUUAAAAACAGGCAAGGAAUGACCGCUUUACACUUGGCUUCCAUAAAGAAUUAUGUGUCCAUUGCUAAAAUUCUUAUAAAAAAUGAUUGCAACGUAGACGAGUACAAUGAACAGCACAGUACUGCUUUAUUUUUGGCAAGUGCUAGAAAUAACGUAGAAAUUGUUGAAAUGCUCAUUGAAGCAGGGGCAAGAAUUGAUUUGUUUGAUGUAGAUAAAAGAACACCUCUUUUCGUUGCAACUUAUAAAAGCUCCAUGUGUUCAGCAAGAUUACUUCUAAAUGCUGGAGCUGAUCCAAAUCGCAUUGGCUGCGAAGGAAUGUCGCCAUUAUUGUCAGCUGUGUCUAGCGGGAAAGAAGAUUUUGUAAGGUGUUUGCUUUUACACUGCAAAUAUAAGCAUUAUUCCUAUGACCGCAGAGUUUUGAUAAAGGCAGUGGAACUAGGGAAUACUGGUAUGGUGAAACUUCUUAUUGAACACAAAUUUUCCGUGGAUUCUAUCGAUUCCAACCAAACUACGCCGUUAUUGUUGGCAGUGGAAAGAGUCUACCCGCAUAUUAUUAGGAUUUUGCUAGACAACAACGCUGAUGUUAAUAUAUGUGGAAAAUUUGGAAUAAGCCCACUUGUGAAAUCGAUUGAAAUGUACAAUAGAUUACAAUCAUUUGAUAUAGAUAGAAAAGAACGCUAUUCAAUAGUGCAAAUGAUUUUAAAUGCAAAACCUGAUGUAAACUAUAGCAUCAACGGUAAUUCUCCCCUAAAGGUGGCUUUGAAUGAUGGAAAAGGAUCCAGGGAAGUUGUUGAAUUACUUUUGCUACAGAAUGCUAAUAUUAAUCAUAGAGACAACGUUUCAUUACUGAUCUUGGCUGCUGAACAGGGAAAUUCAGAUAUAGUUCAAUUGCUACUAGACUAUAAUUUUGAAACAGAAAAUGUAAAUUAUUAUGGAGAAACUGCAUUACUUGUGUCUUUAAAACAUAGGUUUUUGCAUAUAGCUAUGAAACUUCUUCACCAAGGAGCAAAUGUAAAUACUGAAGAUGAUAAACAUCGAUCUGCCAUUUACUUUGCUGUAAAGGCAAAUGCAAAAGAAGCAGUAAGCUAUAUUCUGAAAAAAGGAUGCAAUUUCAAUCUUUGUAACAAAAGAUAUCUUCCCUUCCACAAUGCUGUCUAUUUAGGUUACACAGAAAUAGUUUUCACUUUAAUGCGGCAUCAAGCUGAUAUUAAUUUAAGGGACUCCGAUCACCGCACGGCGUUGUUCUGGGCUGUUUUCUUUGAAGAUGUAGAAAUGGUAAGCAUAUUGGUAAAUUUUGGAGCCAUUACAAAUGUAUACGAUUCAAGGGGAAAAUCACCUUUAAUAUUAGCAGUGGAGAAUUCCAAUACAAAGAUUUUGAAAAUAUUACUCGAAGCCGGGGGAAAUCCCAAUGAAAGGCAUAUAGAAAAUAGAAAUAUGCCAAUGCUUUCGGAAGCAGUAAAAAACAAACAAAAUGAGAUUGUGAAGAUGUUACUUGAAUAUGGUGCAGAUCCAAACCAAUAUGAUGACAUGAAAAGGUCACCAUUACUCUGGGCAAUUCAGGAGGAAUUAUUUGAAAUUUGUGAAACUCUUACUCGAUACAAUGCAGAUAUAAAAGCUGAACAACUUUCCUUCGCGUUAGAAUGCAACAAUUUGGAUAUUGUACGAUUAUUGUUAAAAAAUGGUGUAAAUAUUAACAAAAUAACAUUCCCUCUUGCCAAGGUUUCUAUCAACACAGCUUCUGAAAAUGUUAAUACAUCACUGCAAUUCCUUCAUAAAAACCAAAACAAAAUUGCUGUGGUAGACAAGGAAGUAAUGCAGAUUUUAAAUAAUUGGCUCAAUGUAUCAUUUUCUGCAGGGCAGGGAAGCAGAUUCCUCUAUAAAUGUUUUACAAACAACCAGCUUGUCAUUAUUCUUACAGAUCUUUAUAUUGCAAUAAAUGAUCCAGAGGGCACAGUUGAUAUUCCAGUCAUUAAUGCUGUUGAAAUUGGAGAUGAAAUUAUUGUAGAAGAUUUAUUGAAAAAAUGUGGAGCAAAUAUGGAAAUAUAUAACACCGAAGAGAGGACCCCUUUUAUUUCUGCAUCACACAACAAAAAUGACAAUCUCGUUCGUCUUUUGAUCAUGCAUCAAUCAUUAGUCAACAGUUGCAAUAAAUCUUGCCGAUCACCAUUGGUUGUUGCUUGUGAAAUGAGAAAGACAAAGACUGCUGCUUUAUUAUUAAAUCAAGGUGGUGAGAUAGAUGUCCUUAAUGAAGAAAGAAAAAGUAAACAUUUGCUGGCAGUUGAUACCAAUCUCGUAACUACAGUUGAUAUGCCGUUGCACCCAACACUGUAUAUGAAUCAGGAUGAAAAAGGAAAAGAUCCUCUACUUGAGGCAUACUUCGAUAAGAAUUGUGAUUUGAUGAUCAAGUUGCUUGGGAGAAAUGCGGAAUAUAAUUCAGUCAACGAAUUCAACAACAUCCCUUUCAUUGUAUUUGCAGUUAUUCAGAAAAAUCUUCAACUACUUCACCUACUCAUUGAGAGAAAUUAUGACAUUAACCUUUCAGACAACAUCGGAAGAGUGCCAUUAAUAGAGGCAUGUAGAUAUUCCUAUAUUGACAUUGUGCAAGCUUUAGCUGAGGGCGGGGCUGACUUAAAUAUUUACAAUGAAAAUAAAAAGUUUCCUUUGUUGAUAGCAACAGAAGCAAACUGUAUUUCAGCCAUAAAGAUUCUGGUUCAUCACGGUGCUAAUAUUAAUCAACAUGAUGGCGAUGGGAGUAUUCCACUUAACAUAGCAAUUCGAAAAGGAUAUAAUGAUAUUGUAAAGUUUUUGCUAGAAAUGGAAUCCAAAGUAGAUAUCUAUGAUUUUUACGGUUACACCCCAUUGAUCUAUGCUCUCAUAUUUUCAGAAAAGGAUAAAUGUAAAUCAGACAUUUUAUUAUCUUUGAUAGCUAACGGAUCAGAUGUCAAUUUGUCUGACAUUGAUAAUAUCCGUCCUUUAAAUUUCGCUAUAGCAAGAAACCAGCAGGAAAACGUUGAUAUUUUACUUAGGAAUGGGGCGAUUGUGAACGGAUGUGAUGAUGCUUUUGAUGAUGAUGGUUUUGAAAUUCCUCUUUUCUUGGCAAUGCGUUUAAAGUUUGACAAAAUUGUAGAAAUUCUUCUUUCGCACAACGCUCAUGUGAAUAUUUUUGAUAAUGCCGGGCGCACUCCGUUGCACAGAGCAGUUGAUGAUGAAAAUAUACCCCUAGUAAAUCUUUUAAUAUCUUAUGGCAGUGAUGUUAAUUUGUCUGACCUUCAAGACAAAACAGAAAUGUCACUACUGCAUAUUGCUAUAAGGAAAGAAAACACGAAUUUGGUACACAUUUUAUCAAAAGACAAGUCAUUAGUCAACGAUUGUGACGCUUGUGGCCGUUGUCCUCUGAGUUAUGCGGCAGACAAUACGGACAUUAUGAGAAUUUUAAUGAAAUCUGAUGAUGUUCUUCAUUUCUCAAGUGCAUAUUCAUAUCAUUUGUUGCUUUGUGAUGCUCUGCACCGUGCUUGUAAUUAUCAAAACGUAGGAACUGUAAGGCUCUUAUUAGACUAUGGAUUCAAAGCCACUAAUAUGAUAAAUAAAAAGUCAUGUUUGUUGAUGCCAGAAACAGUUUCUAAUUCCAAACUUCUUACUAAAAUUUGGGCAAGGAUGAAUUUUUGUGCCACACCGACUUCACUCAUUCAAGCACCUAUAGCAGGGGAAACAGAGAUUGUUAAAGGGUUGUGCAGAAAAGAGAUCUUAGUAAAUUUUCAUGAUCUGAAAAUCACAGCACUCCACCAUGCAGUGAUUAAUGGAAAUUUACAUAUAGUUAGAGAACUUUGUAGUUCGGCUGCCGAUACAAAUGUUAUAGACGAUAAAAAAAUGUCACCUUUACUACUUGCCAUAGAGGGCUGUCAUCUAGAUAUUGUCAGAGAACUGUGCAGAAAUGGAGCAAAUAUCAAUUUACCGGGCGUAAAUAACUCUCCUCUGUUUGUAGCAGCCAACCUUGGUUAUAUGGACAUAAUUGAAUUUUUGAUGAAGAAUGGUGCAAAUUUAGUAUCUGACAGACUUGCCUUAAAACAAUUAUUAAAUCUAAUGUACAAAAACAAUGACAUUGAAUUCUUUUAUUCUCUUCUUGCGAAAGGAGCAGACCCAAAUGAACGGGAAUGUGACCACCAAGGAAACACCCUGUUGAGUUGUGCUGUCCGGGAUGGUAAGACAUAUUUCGUACGCGGACUACUGGAGCAUGGAGCUACUGUAAAUAUUACUGAUAAUGAUAACAAAUCUCCCCUUUUAAUCAGUGUGGAAAACAAUCGUUCCGACAUAACACGUAUUCUUCUUCAAUAUAAUCCUGACGUUAACUUUUGUGACAACAAUAAGCUAAGUCCAUUGCAUGUUGCCAUCGAAAACCUCCGAAUAGAUAUUGUGAGGAUUUUGCUUCAGAAAGGUGCAAAAGUAAACGCAAUGGAUAGUAACAGUACGUCUCCUCUCAUACGUGCAAUAUUUGUUGGUAGUAAAGACAUGUUUAUGGAUUUAUUGCUCAGCAAUGCUGAUGUCAACCAGAGUAACAUCAAAGGCCAAACACCAUUACAUAUUUCACUUUUGAGCAAUAGACUUGACUUUGCUACUUUACUAAUACACAAAAACUGUGAAAUAAACGUUUGUGAUUCAUCCCAGAUCACACCCCUUCAUAUCGCUUCAGAAAAAGGUCAACUUCAAAUUGCACAACUCUUAAUCGAGCACGGAGCAGAAUUAAAUGGUUCAGUAUAUAGUUCUUUUACCCCCCUCCAGGCAGCUAUUCUUAAUGGUUGCGCUGAAGUUGUAUUUUAUAUUCUUCAGAUAGCAACUGCAAAUUCUUCAUAUUUACUUUAUAUCAAACAUUCUAUUCAUUUGGCAGCACAGAGAGGUUAUGUUGAUAUUCUAGAAGCACUGCUAACUUUCGGUAUAAAUGAUAUCGAUUUUGAUUCCGAAUGCAACCCACUCCUCAAAAAUGCAAUACAGCAUGGAAGGACGGAGGUCGUCAGACAUAUUCUUCAUUGUGAUACAUUUCAAAACAUAAAUUUUCAAGACAUAGAAUUUCUCCUAGAAAUAGCUUUAGAACAUGAACAUUUUAAAAUAUUUGAUUUACUCAUAGAAACGUAUGGGAAAAACAAACUGAGACUAAGUAAUCUUUUAAGUACAGCUAUCAAGAAUUGUAAAGGUGAGGCAAGAAGACAUAAUAACAAUGUUACACCGUCCACUGAUGACAAAUUUGUUAAAUGCUUAAUUACAAAAUCAGUUGAUAUAAAUGACAAAGAUAGUAAUAAUACCGCCCCAUUGGUUACAGCUGUUAAAACAAUGAACGUGGGCGUAUGUAGGCUGCUUCUUGAAAACUGGGCUUGUCCAAACACAAGAGAUGAACACAAUAUACCUGUACUUCACAUCGCCUUGUCGAACAAGUCUGUGUCGAUCGCAAAGUUACUUAUAGAAUUUGGCGCAAAUGUUAAUGCCACAGAUCGGUAUGGCAGAAGUCCAAUUUUUCUAUCUUGUAUACACGAUUUGAAAGAGAUCAUAUCGGAUUUGAUUAAUCAUGGAGCCAAUCCAAAUUUAUGUGAUAUGGAUGGCAUCACCUCUUAUGAUUUCAAUAAAAAAUUUAAGUGAAACAGUCGCUGAUAUUUUCAUCAACAACUCUGCAGACAUUAACGCAGUUGAUAGGAAAGGUAAUACACCUUUUUCCUUGGCAAUUGAGAGGCAAAUGUACGAUCUAGUAGUGGAGAUGGUGGAGAGAAAAGUAAACAUAAACACAAUUGAUAUAAAAGGACGUACUCCCCUUUUAAAUCUUUGUCUUCGUGGUGGUCCAGAAGAAAUUUUCGAAGCAUUGCUAUUUCUUGGAGUCGAUGUAAAAAUUUCACAUUUCAAAAAAAAAUUUCCACUCCAUGUCUCCUUGAAAAAUCGCUUAUUUUUAACAUUUAACAUUGCAAAGAUGCUCAUUGGAAAUAAGGCAGAUGUUAAUGCAGCUGAUGAAAAUGACCACUGUCCACUUAUGCUGGGAAUAACAAAUUUUCAAAUAACUCAAGAUUUCAUUGAAAAUGGAGCAGAUAUUAAUAGACGUAAUAGUAAAGGAGAAUCUCCUUUGCUUCUUGCUACGGAAAAAGGCCUGUGUGAUGUCGUGUCAUACCUUCUGGACAAGGGAGCAACUACUGAAACCAUAGAUUAUUCUGGUACGCCCGUUUUUCAUUUGGCCAUUCAAGGAAAUUUAAGAAAUAUCGCGACAGCGUUCAUAGACCAUGGUGUAAAUGUGAAGUGUUGUGACCCAUAUGGUGUUUCUGCCUUAAAUAGAGCAGUAGAAAUAAACUUACUAGAUAUGGUAAAACUUUUAGUGAAAAAUGGGGCAAAAGUCAACGCUGGAAAAAAGGACCAAAUUUCAGUAAAAGAAUUGGCUUAUUAUAACGAUUUUGAUGAUAUAUUUGUCAUCCUCAGUAAGGAAGAUUGAUUCG
Molecule: messenger RNA, 11102 nt
Organism: Saccostrea cuccullata (small rock oyster)
Lineage: Eukaryota; Metazoa; Mollusca; Bivalvia; Ostreida; Ostreidae
Exons: 6
Coding region: 31-10266 (3411 amino acids)
Molecular function (GO): protein binding
Source: RefSeq, a predicted model, not a curated record